GCGAAGUCGGUUGGGAACAACUUGCUUGGAAGACAAUUACACGAACAUUUACGUAGACACGCGGUGAAACAUUGCUGAACUUCUGUGGCGCGAUCAUUCCUCCCGCAAAACUUGACUGGUUUAGUGUUUAAAGCAUGUGACGUGUCAUGGCAUUGCAGAAAUCGUAUUCAAACGCGGCAUUUUGCCAAGAGAGCGAAUUCUACCAUCAAAAGGGGCCGGUAAACUCGCAAAGAAACUUCAGGCAGUCGCCCGUGGGCGCUCAAACGAGUGUCGUAGUCGUCGACGACUUGUUGGUGGAGGAAGAAAGGCUGUUAAAUUAUGGGAAAAACGUCGAAGAACAAGAAUUCUAUGAAGAAGUGGUUGUGGACGACAACGGCCUUAUAAAAAGCAAGAAGUUAGUCGUAACUCAAACUCCACAGGGAUCCGGGUACUGUUCGCCUCGCCAACAGCAAAUUAGACCAAAAACGGUACCUAAAGAAAGAUACGCGGUUCCACCCCAAGUCGAGGAAACUAAACUCGCGAGAUCUUUGUACGAUGACGUCAAGUUGUCGUCAGGGAUGAUUCACAGGUACGCAGUUAUAAACGCUCAGGAUGAACCGCAAGUGCGCAGCAAAAAUAACCGUUAUGCUUUAAUACCCCUUAAUGAGUUAAAUUCGCUGCUUCCGAAGGGAGGCGGAAGAUACGAGUAUAUCUCGACCUCUCCGGUGCCGAAGUCUCCGUUGAGAAACCAAAACCGAUACGAAUACAUACAAAACGCCCCGCCAUCAUCAAACGACAAUACUACUGGUCGUCAAUCUGAUAGAUACGAAUUUGUUCAAAAUCCACGACGUAACGCCUCGGUGGAGCAACAAUAUCUUAGUCCAAAGACAUCGCGCAGAGCGUGUCCGAGUCCUGGAAUAGUUUCCCCGAUUUCAAAUUCCAAGCGACCGUUAGUCCCACGGGUUUCGUCAUCUAGAACGCAACGAAAUCUGAGCUACGUUUUUGGCGCCAAACAGUUACCCCAGGACACCAAGCACACUGCUGUCGUAACCCCCAUUUGUUCGAGUCCCAUCAAGUCGGUUUAUAACGGGACCACGUACUGCACCACGCCAGAAUCUUGGAGAAAUACUAGCAGCAGAAAUACGAAUGCCGGUCAAGCUCUGCUCGUGGCAGCGUUUAUGAUGUUUUUGUGCGGCUCCGUCACCACGGGAUUGUGCUUUUAUAUGAUCUCGAUCAUGGGACGGCUGUAUUUUUUAGACUUCGGCGUUGUUGCUGGGUUCACUUGCGUGAUAUUGGGACUGUUGGGGUUUCGGUCAAGGAACGUGCACUGGUUGCCGAACAGAAAUUACAUAUCGGGAUACCUGGUACUUAGUUUGUUCAGCUUAUUAACCUGCGCCGGCCUAGUAGUUCUCCUAGUCGAACAGCCUAGACCGGGAACAUUAUUAGCCGACAUGACAUCUGGUGCGGUAUGUGGAAUAUCGGUAUUGUCGUUGCUACUAGCUGCUGCUGGAGUCAUAUCCAGCUACUGUUGCAAAUACCCGCCACCCGAUAAUAGGGUGGAACAUUGUUCUCCUGGUUUGACAAUUUAGGAAGGGUAUUAGUAGCAGCUGACCUAUACAGUGAAUAAAAUAUGAUCACGACAGUGCACAUAAAUGUGACUUAAUUGAUAUUACAGGUAGUAUUAGUAACUAAGGGCCUAGUUGUGUUAGGGUUUCAGGGUUUAUC
This is a messenger RNA of Cylas formicarius (sweet potato weevil), 1704 nucleotides long. RefSeq lists its product as uncharacterized. The coding region runs from base 147 to 1568 and encodes 473 amino acids. NCBI's taxonomy places the organism in Eukaryota, Metazoa, Arthropoda, Insecta, Coleoptera, Brentidae. The transcript has 3 exons. The record is from RefSeq and is a predicted model, not a curated record.